Didymodactylos carnosus is the source of this 852-nucleotide messenger RNA. Lineage: Eukaryota; Metazoa; Rotifera; Eurotatoria; Philodinida; Philodinidae. The record is from the annotation of a GenBank genome assembly.
AUGAAAAUUCUACUUUUAAUCUUGCUAUUUCUCUCAAUUUCUAUCGCUCAUGCUCUGAAACGUAUCGUAUUCAAAAAGGAAGAUAUGUACAGUAAUGUCGAUACUCGUGCUGGUAGUGUUGAUAAAACACCUAUCACGAGAAAUAUUACUGAACCGACACGUGUUGCUAUGUUUAACGACGGUGCCUAUAUGGUUCGUGUAACCGUCAACUAUAUUCAGGAUGAUCUUCAGAAAGAAUUAAAAUUGAACGAACUAAUACUCAUUGGUGAACAUCGAUCCAUUUUUGUACCAUCAACAGCUACUUUCGUUCGUGUUCGUGCACAUGCUAUUGGAUCAGAUUCAGAUAGAAAUGUCGUUGAUAUUCAAAUGGAGGAUGUGCAAAAUGUUCACGAAAUAUGUUAUUUAUUGGCUGGCAGCAUAUUUCAUCCAGUGGCUGACAAAACUGAUCAUUCUGUAAAUAAUACCGUGCUAAGUGUUACUAUUAUUCAACGUGGAUUUUUUGUCAUUUAUGCAAAAAUAAAUUAUUUGCAAAACCGUUUACAAGUAGAACAAAAAACAACAUCAGUAUUGAUUGGUCAAAAUCACGUAUUUCGUCUGCAAACACAGCCCAAUGACACUAUCAGUCAUAUUCGUGUUCGUAUUCAUGCCGUCGGUAAUACACAUAAUGUUGUAGAUGAACAAUUUCUACAACCAACUAGUUCAUGUUAUCUAAUAACGGGUUCUGUAUUUAAUCCUGUCUUUGGAUAUUGUGCAAAAGAUGCAGACUACUCAAAACGUGGUCUCGAUAAUGAUUUAUACGAACAAGAACGAGAAGUUUCAAAACAACAACAACAAUAUCAACAAUAUAAUUAA